Molecule: messenger RNA, 7746 nt
Organism: Diorhabda sublineata
Lineage: Eukaryota; Metazoa; Arthropoda; Insecta; Coleoptera; Chrysomelidae
Gene: rho-5
Product: inactive rhomboid protein 1
Exons: 17
Coding region: 639-5174 (1511 amino acids)
Biological process (GO): regulation of protein secretion; regulation of epidermal growth factor receptor signaling pathway
Cellular component (GO): endoplasmic reticulum membrane
Molecular function (GO): serine-type endopeptidase activity
Source: RefSeq, a predicted model, not a curated record
GAUAAUAAGACUAUAGGGGUUGUAUAUGUAUGUCGCGCAACCCUAACACAAGUCUGCCUAUUUGUACUUUUUCUUUAACAAAAUAAGUGUAACAACAAUAAUUAUUCAAUUAUCGAGAGUGUAGUGUACGAAUAAGACUUUAAGAAGGAUGUGUAUUGCAUUGAAUCCAUCAGGAAUCUAUUUUGACGGAUAUCAGGAAACUAGUGAAAUUGUAAAAUGACAGCCAGCGAUUGUACGUUUCGGGUUCUUUUAGUGAAAAUCCAAAAUUAGGUCCGUGUUAUUAGUUAUUAAAACCUUGGUGUAUCUUCAGUAUUUUUCGAGAAUUUCUAGCGCAGUGAGCUUUAAAGUGUCGGAAGUUGUGUUUAGUGUUGCCAUUUUCACAAGCAGUACGCCAUUUUGCAAUUUGCUUUAGGCGUAUACAUUUUAUGUUGAUGUCGCUAUUAGGCUCGCAUUUAGUGGUACAAUUCCAGAAUGUUUACGUGGAUUAAUGCUUUUUGAGUUUAUUCUGAAGAUACUAAAGGUCAUCAUGUGGUAGGCGGGGCUAGGGGGGCCCUCCCCCCUAUAGACCUGGCGCCGCCAUCACGGAUCACAACGGCGACCGACACAGAUGUCCUGACAACGGGCCCAGGGCCACCAGAAUGCCUGCGGACGACGAGUAUGGCCGAAGACAGAUCUCCUUACCACAAUACGCCUCUCAGUGCCAGUCGCCUUCUAGGUCCGUUCAUUGUCCUGCUGGUUGUAACUCUACAGAGAAACAACAAGAUACUAUCGCCUCCCAUCGCUAUCCAAACGACAAGAAUAUCCUGGAUGCGACCUCGGCAAGUGACCGCGAUCGAUACGUUAGUACGGAGCGAUUUGUACAGGAUCGGGCGAUCGCUACGGAACACUACGGAAGUGAUCGGUUUUGUUCGGAACGUAGCAAUUCGGAUCGACUUCCUUCGGGUGAGCGAUAUCAAGGGGUAUCGGAACGCUAUCCUCUCGGAGAGCGACCGCAGACGUCUAUUUCGAAUGAUAGACUUAUACUCAAAGAACCAUUGCAAAUCUCAGGGCAUUGUCAAAAUGAGAAUAAGACGGUUUAUCAAGCAGAGAGGUAUAAUUAUGAUAGGUCAACUAAUACAAGAUUCCCAGAGAGGUACACACCGGUUCAAAACGUUGGUAGCCUUGAUCGGUACCACUCACAUAACACGAUUGAUAGGUACUCUAGGACUAGUACACCUACUGAUAGAUACCACACUUUAUCGACUGAACAAGAAAGAAACGCUAACACAUCCACCACAGAACGACACAAUAGUACCGGCUCUAAAUCAGAUUUGUGCAACACUAGAGAACGAUCGGCGAGUUCAGAUCGAUCAAACAAAGAAAGAGAUUACCAGAAUAGAUACGAACAAUACGUUAAUGAUAGAUUGGGAGAAGAUAGGUUUCCUGCGAUACCAUGUCCCGAAAGAUUCGCCACUCAAGAGAGAAUUGAAAGACCUGAGAAAAUGUCGUUUUCUCAGGUUUCUUAUUUGGAACCUCCAUCUCCAGCACCAGCUAGUGAUAGGUUCUUCCCACCUCCUCCUCUGUCGCCUGAAAAUACUCCUAGUCCAGACUGUUUUUCGAACAAUACUUUUCCUUCACCAACUACGACGGUACCGCCAUCGGAAAGAUUCAUACCACCACCACCACUAUCACCGUCACCAACCGAAACUUUUGCUCCCAAAAAUACAACUGAAAGAUAUGAUAAAAUCCAGAGAUAUCAAGGAUAUUCGUCAUCGCCGAAUAUAUCCACGGAUAGGUUUUAUAAUAACGAUCACAGAUAUAAAGACCGAUAUAAUCAUAAUUACACGGAUAGAUAUCAACAGAAUAACCAACAAAUUUAUACAAACGAUAAGUAUGUAAAUACGGACGGAAGGUUCAAUGGCGAUAGGUAUAUUCCACCAAAUGCCCAUAUGCCAGUUGAGAGGUAUGUUCCUCAACCACAAGAACCGUAUUUCUCAUCUUACCAAACUUACGGAUACAAACAAUUCAAUUCCAGCGAUCCAUAUAUGCGUAGAGAUCUUGCUUUCCAUUACCGCUUACCAAUACCUUAUAGUAAUAAUUACCAGAGAAUCAGAUUCGGAGCUGGAACUCCCAGCAGGUUCAAAUGUUGUCAGUAUCAAGAAGGAUAUCAGAUAUGUAAGUCGAGUCCAGGAUCUAGUUCCAGCAGUUCUGUAACCAGUCAAGGGAACCAAAAAGAAGUACCAUGUGUCAAUAGCAGUCUUCAAGAAAUUCAGUGCCAAAACUUUCACGGAAAGGAAUAUUUUCAACAGGAGAAGGGUAUACAGUGCGGAAAUGCGCAGUGCGAGAAUCGCGUUAAAAACACGAAAGGACAAUGUCGACAUAGUAUAUGUGUUAGUCCUUCGGUUGAAUAUGUCGGAGCUUCCGGGGGAAGGCACGUUUGUGCUACGCCACCUCCUAGAAGUGGUGUUACUCCAGAGACUGUUGUGUGCAAUGAAGCUUGUUUUCCCAGAAGAUCGCAAAGUACAUUUACUGUUACUGUUUGGAGAGGUACUCCACCAGCAUCCAUUCCUCUGACGCAAACGUCGAAACCUCAAGACCAACCUCAAACACCUCCAACACAGAAACAAACUAUUCAGCGACCAACCACUCCAGUACCACCACCACCACCACCAGAAGCAGGUAAACAGGAAAGUGGUGAUUACGCCCCUGUUAAUGAAAACCCUCCAGUCAUGAAAUCUCCUCAACCAGCUACAACUCCAGUUAGAACGCCGGUACAUCAAAGAGCAGUUUCACUUCCCCCAGCGCCACCAAUCGAAAGGCCAAGACCUGCGCAGCAAGUGCACCAUAGACCCGUUGCUUAUUCGCAAAGUGAAAGACUACAUAAUAGAGAGAGACCAGCUUUGAACAGACAAAUGAGUAGAAAGGAUAUGAUUAAGAAUUAUAUUAAAAAAGAAACUGCCAACUUUUUUGGGGUUGACGAGGAGAAGGAAGAAGAACAGCAAUUAAGGUGGUUGGACAGACGGAAAAGAAUGGCUUAUAGAACUAUGGGACCUUUAAAAGAGGAAUACUGUACUCCGAGUAUAAGUCGUUUUUCCGAAUACCAUCGAAGAACUCUAUCCGAAGCAGCGCCUCAACCAGCCCAUGUUGGUUCAGGUCAAUUAACCACUGAAAGGCCAGAUGUUCUUCCUGGUCCGUCUGAUAUAACUGAUUCUUAUUCAGACGUACUUCCCGAACAACAAAGAAGCGAACCCUCUAUCAGAAGAAAGGAAUCUGUAGCAAGGAUGACUUUGGAUGGAUUAUCAUAUGUUGUAACUACUCUUACGAGGCAUAGACCGCGGCCAAGAUCACAGCAAUCAACAUAUUCUCGUAGUUUUCCACCUGAUACACCAAUGGCUACACCUCCUCCAGAAGAACAAACUUUCUUCGAAAAACCCGUCAUACCUACAUCACCGCGAACACCCGAAGGUGGAGAUACAGUAGAUAGAUCGGAAGCAAUGGUGCCAGCCUACAGAGAAAGAAGUGAAAAUGUUAGGUACGCGGAACCUACAAGUGCCUCGGGUUGGAGGAUUGACCAUGAAAACGUAGUUUUAAGGUAUGGAGAAAACAGACCCAGUAUAGGACGGACUCGUAUUCUAUCGAGUAACUUAGAUAGGGUUCUUGACAAUUCUGACCGAAGACAAUACGGAAUGGGAUGGGUCGGAAGAAUGUUUGGGCAUUCUUUUAGAAAAUCUGUUACUCAAGACGCAAGAAUUCAAGAACAAUUAGACGAUAUGGAAGACCAUCGACCGAUGUUUACUUAUUGGGUAACGACAGUGCAAAUUUUGGUACUUUUCAUAUCUAUAAUUUGUUAUGGCGUUGGUUCUUUUGGAAUUGAUUUACAAUCGAAAUCGGGUCAAGUUCUGGUGACUAGUUUAUCAUUACAACAAGUGGAUUAUUUAGAACCCGCUAAUUUCUGGUUUGGACCCAGAGCUGGUGAUCUGAUCCAUUUAGGAGCAAAGUUCGCACCUUGUAUGAGAAUAGACAAUAAAAUAAAGAAGGAAAUCGACAAAAUUCAAGCUAAAGAACGGGAGACCGCAUGCUGUAUCAGAAAUGAUGACUCAGGAUGUGUCCAAUCUUCACAAGCAGACUGUUCGUUGAGAGGAUUACGACCAACGAAAACGAUUUCUACCUGGAAGAAAUGGAAAAUGGGAGACUCAGGUCCUGGGGGCAGGAUAUCUGGUUCAGUAUGCGGUUUGGAUCCAAAAUUUUGUGAUGCCCCUGCAAGCGUCCAUCCUUACGAAUGGCCUGACGAUAUUACCAAAUGGCCAAUUUGCCGUAAAACCAAUACUCAAUUUUCUAUUCAAAAAAAUAACGGACCACGCGACAAACUUGCAGAACAUAUGGUAUGUGAAGUUAUAGGCCAUCCAUGUUGUAUAGGGAUACAUGGUCAAUGUAAAAUAACAACUAAAGAAUACUGUGAUUUCGUUCAAGGAACAUUUCAUGAAGAAGCAUCAUUGUGUUCACAAGUUUCGUGUUUAAACGAUGUCUGUGGAAUGAUUCCUUUCUUCUUCCCCGACGUGCCUGACCAGUUUUACAGGUUAUGGACAUCGCUGUUCUUACAUGCCGGUGUACUUCAACUUGUUAUCACAAUUCUCAUUCAGUAUUUUUUGAUGAGGGACUUGGAAAAAUUGACGGGAAGUUUGAGGAUUGGAAUUAUCUAUAUUGGUUCUGGAGUUGCCGGUAAUCUGGCCAGUGCUAUUUUUGUACCGUAUCGUGCAGAUGUUGGCCCAUCCGGUUCCCAAUUUGGACUACUAGCUUGCCUCAUAGUCGAAGUCCUUAACGCCUGGCCAAUGCUAAAACAUCCGAAUCAAGCCUUAUGCAAACUACUCUCAAUCACAUUAGUUCUCUUUGUAGUCGGUCUCUUGCCGUGGGUUGAUAAUUACGCCCAUCUAUUCGGUUUCGUAUUCGGCUUUCUUCUAUCUUACGCCUUUUUACCUUUCAUAUCUUUUGGUAAAUACGACAGACAUAAAAAGAUAUUUUUAAUAUGGGUAUGUCUGACUGCCGCUUCGAUUCUAUUUAUCUGUCUGGUGCUCUUAUUUUAUAUAAUACCGGUUUAUGAUUGUAAAAUCUGUUCGUACUUCAAUUGUUUACCUAUCACUAGAGAUUUCUGCGCAUCUCAAAAUAUUAAUUUUAAAAAGGAGGAACCCAUAGUAUGACAAAAGAGUAUACGGUUUUUAACCGUAUAUUUUGUUGUGUUCUUUCAUUUUUCCGAGCUCAAAUGAUUGUUUCGAUUGUAUUUUGAAUGAUUUUUCCGUUUUUCACAUUACCACAGGUAUAGUUUAGAAAAGUAAGUCAACUAACAUAAAUUUAAAGGCCGUAAACAUAUUUUUCAUUAUUAAUCUUGUCGAAAGUUACACUUUUUUUACUAUCCUAGAUUACCGCUCGAUUUAUGAAAUUGUCAUAUAAUUUCUAUGGAAAGUUUUUAUUUCCAUCUUUAAUAACAUACUUAAUUUGUUCGAAACUUUUCCUUUUCCUAGCUUAGAAUGUAUGUAAUAUUUUUGUUUUUAUGAAGUAUGUCUGCAAUAUUUAAUCAACGAAUCUAAAAUAAUAUCGUAGGAAAAAAAUUCUACUACCUGUAGAAAGAAUCUUUUCCUAGAGUAAAAAUACAACUUUCCGCACUUAUUAGGUCAAUAAUUUCCUCGUUUCAAGUUGCUUUAUAGAAUUCUAAUAAUAAGUGAUAUAAAAUAUCUACUUCUAAAAUUGAAAUUCUUUCCUCAGUUACACAGCAUAGGGAAACUCAAAUUACUAUUUUUAAAGUCAAGUGAAUGGACAUCAUUAUGUCAAAAUAUGCGGUAAUCGUUUUGAAAUUAUCCAAUUUAGUUAUAUAAUAAACAAACUGUAUGGAAACAGUAUCACAGUAUUAUUGAAUAAAAUCAUUCAAAAUAUAAUUCAAUUAUGUAUUUUUUACUUCCAAGUUUCACGUUAUGUUUCUACUUAUUUUACCCAAUAAAUAUAAUUUCUGUUUUUAUUUAUUUUGUUUAUCGUUUUUCGUACCUCCCUAGUGAAUGUAGUGAUAAAAAAAAACUAAUGAAAUGUGGACUUGAUGAGACGUUUUUGUGACGUAUGUGUUGAAAAUUACUUUUACUUGUUUUGUGAUCAUUUUUAAGAAAAGACAGUUUGAUGUACAUUUUCGGGCAGUGUUACAAAAUAAACAACAUUAAGAAUAUGUGAUAAAACGACUAUAUAUCGCGAUAAAAUAUAUGACACUUCUUAUUUCUAUAUAAAUAUGCAAUGAAUAUUUGUUUUUGUUGGCAACGAAAAAAAUGCUACAAUGAACUUUUUUGCUGUUGAUCUGCUUAGUUGAAAAAUACCCUGACAAACAUUGAAUAGUUUUGAAUAUUAGGUUAGUACUCUGGUAUGUAAAUAGCAAAGGAGCUGGUGAAUUAUCGAAUUUUUGUAAAUAAUACAAUCUUCAUUUUUUUAACUAGAUUUGAAAUUAUGAAGUCACCCUCAAAACCCCACAACUAUUGGAUCGCAUAUAGUAAAAAGAGGUGAAGUAAUGAAUCUUAUCUCAUCACAAUUAGUUCUACUUGAGUUCACAAUUAUUGUGCCAUCCAGGUUUGUCAAAAUUCAUUUUAAAAAAUUAUGGAACAGUUUUUAUUUUAAUUUCUCCAGGCUGGUACAUAUUACAGCUAUCUGAUUCAGAAACUGGUCAUUAUUACUAAAAACAUUCUUAUAUCAUAUAUUUUAUUAGUAUAUUAUGGUAUAAAUCAACGACUGAAUAAUAACUCAUUAUACGCGAGUAGAAUACUAUCCUCUAUCCACGACUACUAAAUAUUUUUGUUAAAAUUCAUGCAACCAUUACCCCCAUUAUUAAAGCCACCUUAAAUCACAGAAUGUAAUGAAUUAAAUAUGUGAAAGAUUUACUUAAUAUUUUACCUUUGUUGAUAGGUAUUUAUCAUCAGAUGCUUUCAUCAAAAAAUUGUUGAUAUAUUCCCUAGAAAUAGUUACUUACUUCUUAAUAAUUCUCCUAAUUUUUUAUAAUUUCCCAAGAUUAUACCUUGAUGUAAUGUGAUCGUACUUCUAAGUAUUGAAUGAUAGUUGAUGAGUUGAUGAUUUAUAUUUUACGGACAAUUCAGUAAAUUUUAACAACAGAGUCGAAUUCAGAAAAUGGAGUGGUUUUCUUUUCCUUUUGCCAGUUCAAAAAAGGUAUUAUUCUAUAGUUUCAUUGACUGUACUGGUAAUACUCAGAUAUCUACGCAUAAACAAUAAUGUUGGCAGGUUUGAGACAAACUUAUUUUGUUUCAAAACUACUUUUAAAAACAUUCCUUCCAACUGCGGGUUCGAGGUCCCAAUCUGGCAUAGGAAAAUCAAUGCUGUCAGAUGCUUCCUUGAUUUAUCUAUAUUAUUAUAUUGUUUUGUUACACAAAGUAGUUUUUAAAGUUUUAUCGUGUAAACUACUUAAUAUUUUCAAUUUAUUUCUAUGCACAACACAAGUUAAAUCUUUUUAUUUGAUACCUGGGUACUAGCCUAUCCGGUUUAACAAAUCUUUCGAGAUUGGCAAUACAAAAUAACCAAAAAAUAAAAAGAAAAUGUUAGAAUGUGUUCUUGUAUUGGCAAUAUCUUUUGAUCAACUCUUCGAACUUAUGUAUAUUAUAUCGUAAACAUUCCAUAGUCUUAUUUCUAUGUGUUAUAUUUAAUAUAAAUACAAAAAUUAUCAAAAAUAUUUUCAUGAUAUAGAUAAUCUGUAAAAAUAAGAAUGAGUGAAAAAUGAAAAUUCAAAAAAAA